AGCAUUAGCACUGAGCAUAGCACAUAGUAGUUCCACAGUGGGCAGUGUUAUUUCUGUUUCAGGCCAUUUGGCAUCCCAGACAGGGGAGAAUGACACAUGCAAAGGCCCAGAGGCCUUUGAACCAGGGGGCUCUUCAGACUCCUGGAAGAAGCUUGUAAAGGUCCAGGCCGAGCCUGAAUGGGGGAGAUAGGAACUUACACAGACCUCAGUGCAGCUCCUACCAUAUACCCAGCCUGUGGCUGACAGUGUCUCUCCAACCCUGGGAGUCUGUUUCUACCAACAUACUCCCUUGUGCAGAGGCUGGGACAGGUGAAGGAACCAGCAGUGAUCCCUCAGCCAAAAAGUGGCAGAGCAUCCAUAGUGAGUUUCAGGGGGCUGAGAGUACCUGCCUUCAGCAUGGCAGCCCUGCCUGGCCCCAGCCAAACUUCUGCCUUGCAGACCUCAGUUUCCCUAGCUGUGAAAGAGGGACUAGGAUGAAAAUUAGAGAGCUGCCAGGGAGCCUUGCUCUGUCUGGGCACUGUGAACUCUCACCUCCUUGAAACCUUAUAAACAGAGGAAAUGAAUGCUCCAAGAAGUCAGGGAACCCUGAGAGGUCACGAAGCACAGGAGGGAGCUGCAUUAUUAGCCCAUCUUACAGAUGAGAACAUGGGAGCAACUGAAAAAGCUAAGGACUAGUUGACUCUGAAGACCCACCAGCUUUAACUACCUGACACACUGCCCUUUAGAGAACCAUGGAAAGCUCUCUGGCCUUGCUGUCUCCAGGGAGGUGGUGUGGGGAGCCAGCGAGCCAAUCAUUUACUUUUUGGAAACACAGGCAGACCUGGGCACUUCUGAGCCAGACCAAAGGGCAGGCCGGGCCCUCAUGGCAGCCCCAUCCUCUCAUCUCCCACCCUGCCUCUCCAACCCUGCCUCCGGAUUUCACUUGACUCUCCUGCAACAUGUUAAAUGUGAGGCUCCACACUGGGUAAAAGACUGGGAGGGGGGCCCUCCCAGCUGUGACCCUGAGAUUGGUUAGAUGGCAUCAGGAGGCAGAGUUAUGCAGGCCUGAAUCCACAUUCAGCUACUUCUGGGCCACGUGACUGUGGGGAGGUCCGUAUCUCCCUGAGCAACCCUGCAGGGUGAUUGUAAAAACUAACCAAGAAACCGCAGGCCAGGCUUAUGGUCCUGAACAAGCCCUUCUUCUCCCCUGUCUCCCCUGGCACCAUGCCCAGCCCCUGGGCUGCAGACUUCCCUGUAAAUUUGGAAUAGGAGUUUUAAACAAAUAAUGCAUGCAAGUCCUUGGAAAGGGUCUUUGGAAGGGUAGGUGCAGUGGGGAUGCAGGAGCCAGAUGCUCCCCCCUCCCCUGCAGGUGAGCCCAGGGCUCACACCCAAGUUUGGGCAUAUCCUGUGGUGAUUCCUAGCCGCCAGACCACCUGAAUCCACAGCAGUGCCAGGUGGGGUGUGCUCACACCCCACUGGUGAUCUUGACACAUACACCAAGCCCCCUUCUCCAAGCUCAAAGAAGCAGCUCAGACUUCCCAUGAGUUCAGGGCCUGAAAGGGAUCGAUACAGUCCCUGGAAGAGGGCUGGGGUGAGACAUUAGGGACUUGGUGGUAGGACCAGGGAGAAGCCUGGGGCCAGAGGGAGUCCUGGGCAUUCCAGGAAGGGCAUAGGCAGUGUCGAGCCCAGUGUCAGGAGCCCAGCCCCGACAUAGGCAGCCGGGAGUGGAGCGCAGGCUAGUGCACCCACCGCAGGUCGUAGGGAACGCACCCAGAGACAGGAGGGGCGCGAGGAGACCCAGCCAGGCACCGGAAGGGGCGCGUGCGGCGGUUGGCCGCGGCCAGGUCGGCUGCCGUUGGCGAGAGGCGGCCUGGGCCAGGAGAGGUCAGACGUUUGGCCCGGCCGCGGCCACCAUGACCAAGGACUCGCCCAGCCCUUCGGGCAGCGGCCACGCGACACCCAAGAAGCUGGCUACUCCGGGCCCGGCGGCGGCGGCACUGGAGGAGCAGAGGCGGGAGCUGGAGAAGCUUCGGGCUGAGCUGGAAGCUGAGCGGGCGCGCGGGCGGGCGGAUCGGCGGCGCUUCGCAGCCGAAGCGCGCCAGCUGAAGGAGGCGGCCGAGCGGGAGCGGCAGCAGCUGGUUGACCACCUGCGCUCCAAGUGGGAGGCACAGCGUGGCCGGGAGCUGCGGCAGCUGCAGGAGGAGGUGCUGCGGGAGCGCGAGGCCGAGAUCCGGCAGCUGUUGCGCUGGAAGGAGGCCGAGAUGCGGCAGCUGCAGCAGCUGCUGCAUCGCGAGCGCGACGGCGUGGUGCGCCAGGCUCGGGAGCUACAGCGCCAGCUGGCCGAGGAGCUGGUGAACCGCGGCUACUGCAGCCGAGUGGGGGCGCCCGAAGUCGCCGCCGCGCAGUGCCGCUGUCGCCUCCAGGAUGUGCUGGCCCAGCUCCGCUGGGAAACUGACGGCGAGCAGGCCUCGCGCAUCCGCCACCUGCAGGCGGCGCUCGACGUGGAGCGCCAGCUCUUCCUCAAGUAUAUCCUGGAGCACUUCCGCGGGCACCCCGCCUUGUCCGGCGCCGCCGACCCUCCGGUCGUGCCUUCUUCUGAAGAGCCGUCCCACGAGACCACCGCAAAGUCCCCACAUCAACUCGGAUCCCUUGAUGGCGGGAACGCCGGCGCCCGCGCGCGCUCCCGCUCCCUCGACCGAGUGCCCGCUGCGUGCUCCAAGUCCCCAGACAGCCUGCUCCCCGCGCGCGCCAGCUCCCUCGAUUCCUUGGCCCGAGCGCAUUCCUGCUCACUCGGCAGCACCCUGAGUCGCCCCAAGACCCCCGAAGCCUCCUCGCCAGACACCUUCAUCCCAGGAUCCCCAGGCCCCCCGCCGCCGCCACCACCGUCGGAGCACAGAAGACCUGGCGACAUGCGAGAAGGGGAAGAGUCGGGGAGUAAGCCGUGCGAAGCCCCGAGCCCCUUGCCGCAGGGCGAGGACUACCGCGAGCUGGUGAAGCGGAACUCGGAGCUGUCCGAAGCGUUGCAGGUUCUGGCGCGCCACUGCUCUGUCCUGCUCGAAGAGAACCUACAGGUGAGGCGCGCGGGCUUCCCCGACGAGGCAAGAGAGAAGGUGAAGCGGCUCAAGGUGAAGCACGCCGAGCUGGCCAGCCUUGCGCGACGCCUGGAGGACCGUGCACGCAAGCUGCAGGAGACCAAUCUGCGGGCUGUGAGCGCGCCCGUGCCCGGCGAGAGCCUCGCUGGCCUGGAGCUGUGCCAGGCCUUCGCCCGCCAGCGCUCGCGGGACUUGUCGGAGCAGGCGAGCGCGCUGCUGGCCAAGGACAAGCAGAUCGAAGAGCUGCGGCAGGAGUGCCACCUGCUGCAGGCGCGCGCUGCUUCAGGCCUUGGUAGCGCCCCGCUCCCCGGAGGGGGCGCCGCCUGCGCCGAAUGGCUUAGCUUCAGCGACUUGGACCGGCUGCAGCGCGAAUCCCAGCGGGAAGUGUUGCGUCUGCAGAGGCAGUUGACGCUGCAGCAGGCCACCAGCAGCGGCCGAGCGGAGGCGGGCGGCCAGAGCGCGCCCUGCGAGGAGGCGCGGCGCCAAGUGCAGGCGCUGGAGCUCGAGCUGGACGCGCGGCGGCGAGAGUGCGAGGAGCUGGGCGCGCAGGCGGCGGAGGCACGGCAAGGCCGCGAAGAUGCCGAGGCUCAGCUGCAGGCGGCGCUACACGAGGGCGCCUGGCUGGCCAAGGAGAACGCUCGGCUGCAGGCCCAGGCUGACUGGACGCGGAAAGUGGUGGCCGAGGACAGCGAAGUGCACGGGCAGGUGGGCCGCACGUGGCAGGAGCUUGAGAAUGGCGGCUUGCUGGCGGGGCAGCUGCUGCAGCAGACGGCUCAAGGGCAGGACAGGCAGCAGCAGCUGCAGGACGACCUGCAGAAGGCCCUGUGUGAUCUCCAGGCUGCCCCAGAGGAGAUGAGGACCCUGCAAUGUCAGCCUGCUCACCCUCCCCAGGAACCCCGGAAGGCCCCCCAAGCCACAGAGCCUCCAGGGAGAAAUAGUAGGGGCACCAAGUUGCAGUCAGGGCCUGAAGACCAAACAUGGUCACCACCUGGCAGAGACAAACAGGAGAAGGAAGACUUUCUGCUAGAGAAGCCUGUUGCCCCCCAGGAACCAGCCAGAGACCCCCAAGAGCCAGACAGAGAACCAGGCAGCCGAGCUCGGGACUCCAGGCCCCCGGCAAAGAAAACCAGCUCCACAUCCAACUCCUCCUCUGAGGUGGAGUCCAUGUGGGCCACUGUGCCAUCUUGCCCUACUCUGGACACAGCCAGAGAGGUGGAGGAUCUGGAGCCUGAUAGUGUGUCCUCAACCCAGGAAGUGGGGGACUCAGAGGCCCCCGCCACCUCCAAGCUCAGAAUCUUCCUAGCUCGGUAUAGCUACAAUCCAUUCGAGGGGCCCAACGAGCACCCAGAAAGUGAGCUGCCCCUGACAGCUGGGGAGUAUGUGUUUAUCUUCGGGGACAUGGACGAGGAUGGCUUCUAUGAAGGGGAACUUGAAGACGGCCGGUGGGGGCUGGUGCCAUCCAACCUGGUGGAGCAGAUUCCAGACCCAGACAUCCUGGGCUGCCUGCCCCCUGCAUUCCCUGACCUUGGCCCCACUCGACUCCUGCCUGGGCAGGGCAAAGCUUUGAAGGAAGACACUGGGAAAGCUGGGAAAGCCCAGGGGGCAGUGGACAGGGUGCCAGGCCAUAUGGCGAGGCUGGGCUCCAAGACAGAAUUGGCAAGAGAGGGCUCAGGUACCAAGACUGGUGAUGGCUGGCUGGGCCCUCAGCGGAGUGCAGAUGAGUGGGGCUUCUCCAAACCUCUUCUGGGGGCCAGAAGGGUCUUUUGUGUGCCCCCCAUGCAACUUCGCCUGCAGAGCGUUGCAGCCACAUGGGCCGAGAUCACCUGGGUUGGCAGCAACCACUCCCACAUGGUGUACCUCAAUGACCUGGAGAGUGCCCUGACCCCAGCAGGGGUAAGCUGCUAUACCUUCCACCACCUGCAUCCUGGCACGAGGUACCAGGCACAGGUGGAGGUGUACCUGCCACAGGAAUCAUUGCAGGGGCACUGGGAAACCAUGUCCUCCACCAUCACCUUCAACACCCCCUUGGCAGGACCCCCUGACCCUCCUCUGGAUGUGCUGGUGGAGCACCACACCUCACCGGGCCUCCUGGUGGUCAGCUGGCUUCCUGUCACCAUCGACUCAGUCGGGUCCUCCAAUGGAGUCCAAGUCACUGGCUAUGCUGUGUAUGCUGAUGGGCUCAAGGUGGCAGAGGUCACCGAUGCCACUGCUGGGAGCACCCUGAUCGAAUGCUCCCAGCUCCAGCUGCCCCUGAUGUGCCAGAAGGUCUCGGUGCGAACCAUGUCGCUCUAUGGUGAGUCCCUAGACUCGGUGCCAGCUGAAAUUCCUCAUAGCUGCUUCCCCUGUGACCGCCUGCCAAAGAUGUCUCCCUUUAGCUACACCUGCAGGGACCCUUCCACCUGUGCAGUGACCUUCACCCUCUGCCCUCAGAGACUGGUACUGUCUCCCCUGAGUGCCAAGGCUAAUCCCUAUGCCCCUGGAAAUUGUGGGGAGCCGCAGGUCAAGUCUCUAGUAGCCUUCCCUGAAGAACCCCAAAAGAGGCGGUCCCCGAUGCCCAUGCUGAAUUCAGAAGGAGAAUGUCCAUGUGCAGGGCUGGGCAGCCAAGCCCAGGGGCCUGCAGAUGCCCAGGGGCUCUGCAGAAAGGAUCUGCUCUUUCAGAAGGGUCCCCGGAACCAUGGGCCACCUCUGCCUAGGGGCCAGGAGUGGAGAGAAGAGAGCCACUACCAGCGGCACAUGGGCAUCAAACAAAGCCCCUCUGCAGGAGUCAUCCAGCUGUCCCCUGAGGGUGGACCGGGAAAAGAGCCAUUUCAGGAGAAGGCUGCCCUUGAUAAGAUCCCCAAACAAAUGCAAAAUGCCCCUCUCCCACUGGGCACCAGCCAACAAUCCGUGCCUGACAUCUAUGACAUUCUGCGGGAGGAGGCAGGGUGCUUCGGUCUGUGGGGCUCAGAAGGGCAAGAACAGAGGAAGGUGCCGAGGAGGCAGAGCAGGCGAGGUCUGGCUCUGGGGGGCAAGAGAGAGCGGUGGCCCCAGGAGCCCAGCUCGUCACUGUGUCCUGCUCUGUCCAGCAAGGUCGUCAGGAUGUCCAGGGGCAGCGCCCCACCUCUGGGGACCAGGGCAGACCCGACCAACAUCUUUGUGGCCCUCUCUGAUUACGACCCUCUGGGGAUGUCUGCCUCCCCUGAGGCUGCAGAGGAGGAGCUGGCCUUGAGGAAAGGGCAGCUGCUGAGAGUGUGGUGUUCUCAGGACCCCCACGGCUUCUAUCGCAGUGAGCAUGACAAGCAGGUGGGCAACAUCCCUGGGCACCUGGCGGCUGAGGUGGAGGCAGACAUAGAUUGCACUGGAACAAGGUGGCAUCUGCUGGGGCAAGGACACCCGCCCUCUGGGGCCUACCUUCGUGACUUGGGGGGGCUCCCCAGCCCCCAGCACUCCUCCCCCAGGUCCCAGGAGAGGCCCUCACUGUGGACUCCGAAGACCAUGUUAGCGGCUCUGGACUAUGACCCCAGGGAUGGGCCAGCAGGGGGCUCAGUGAAGGGCAUGCUGUCACUGAGGGCAGGGGACGUGGUCACUGUCUACGGGCCUGUGGAUGACAAGGGAUUCUAUUACGGGGAGUCAGGUGGCCACAGGGGCCUGAUCCCAGCCCACCUGUUGGAUGACAUGUGCUUCCCCAGAGAGUGAGCGCCACUCCCUGCCAGGGUGGUGGCACCCCCGCCACCUGAGCCCCGCGGAACAGGGAACACCAACCCACCACCAGCACCCUCCUCAUUUCCAUGAGCAACGCCUGCUCCACAUGCUGCUGUGCAGACCUGGCGACAGUACCCAUCCUCCCUGGCCUCCCUGGCUUCCCCAGCGGCAGGGCAUGAGUCUGUCCUGAGCUGUGUCCAAAAAGAAGCAGAGCAGAUAGCCCCCAGAGUGUGACACAGACUGGUAACUGCAGCAGGUAUUUGGAGAAGUGCUUUUUCUUGUGCUCCUAAUGCGUCUUCGUUAGGAGUUUAUCUUUAUUCACCUGUUGCCUUGUAUGAAAGUCUCAAGAAAAGCCUGCCUCAAAAAAAAAAAAAAAAAAAAAAAAAAAAGCAACCAGAAUGUUAGUUUUUAUCUCAUGUUCAACUCCUCAUUAAAAUGUUCAGAAAAAAGAGAAUAUUUUAGAAGUGAAAGCACAACCAGGGACCAAGCCCGCCUCUCCUCCCUUUCUCUGUCCAAGGGUCUCCAAGGGCUUCAGGCAUGUUUUCCUGGUAGUGGGGAGGUUCCCUUUAGAGGGGCUCAGCUCAGUAUCUGCUGGUAGGGCUGCAGAGGCUCCAGCAAACAGCCAGAGAUGAGAAGCAGAACCCCAAAGACCUGGCCCCGCCAGCCUCUACUGUGGGUGUCCCUAUAGCAGGCUGUGCCCCUGGGGUCAGCCCUUUCCAGACUGGGUUCCCUGCUCUGCGUUAGGCAUUAAUGGCCCCCUUUCCCCAGUGCCUGUCCUUGAGGGGCCUCCAUGGAAGGGCAUGUCCACAGUCACCCCAUUUACAGAAGAGCAGUUGAGGCUCAGAGGGCCCCUUGGCUAUGGAGCUGAGCCUUUGGGGGGCUCCCCAGAGGGUGUAGACCAAGGGUGGUCUCUGUUCUUCUCUGCUUCUAUCUGAUGCCUCAUGUCUCCUCUGGUGUCAGAGGAAGGGCACCACCUUCCCUGGGGACAGGAGGAACCUACCAGAAGCAUCCUGGCUAGAAGGAUUGGAGCCAGGGCACGUUCUCUCUGGAGGAGGCUGGGAGGGGUAGGCCCGUGGGAUGCCGACACCUGACACAUGUACCAGCAGGGGGGCAGUGUAAUCACCAUUUGGGAGCUGAGACUUCAGGCCUGUCCACUGAACUCUAUGAUCACCUGUCACACACCCAUCGCGUCUUACAGUGAGAAGGCCAACUCAGAGGCUGCUUGGCUGGCUUGGGGAGGCAAUCCAGAUCAUCUCACAAUUUCUUUUCUUUUUUUUGGCCACACCUGGGAUCAGACCUGGACUGCAGCAGAGCCACAGCCUU
This is a messenger RNA of Sus scrofa (pig), 8075 nucleotides long. RefSeq names its product RIMS-binding protein 3A. Lineage: Eukaryota; Metazoa; Chordata; Mammalia; Artiodactyla; Suidae. Gene Ontology annotation, biological process: spermatid development; fertilization. Gene Ontology annotation, cellular component: manchette; nucleus. The record is from RefSeq and is a predicted model, not a curated record. Gene Ontology annotation, molecular function: benzodiazepine receptor binding.